This is a messenger RNA of Ctenocephalides felis (cat flea), 823 nucleotides long. RefSeq names its product ATP synthase subunit O, mitochondrial-like. Gene Ontology annotation, molecular function: proton-transporting ATP synthase activity, rotational mechanism. Gene Ontology annotation, biological process: proton motive force-driven mitochondrial ATP synthesis. The coding region runs from base 86 to 715 and encodes 209 amino acids. Lineage: Eukaryota; Metazoa; Arthropoda; Insecta; Siphonaptera; Pulicidae. The record is from RefSeq and is a predicted model, not a curated record. The transcript has a single exon.
UUGUCACUUGUCAGUUCUAGGUCAAUUGAAUCUGAGCUCCAGUGCUUAGCAAAGAUCAGUGUUACGUAUAAGGUAAUUUUACAUAAUGGCAUCUUUGAAGUUAAAUAUCGUAACCAGGAGCUUAAGCUCAUCUGCAGUCGCGUCUCAAAUGGUUAAACCACCCGUACAAGUAUAUGGAAUUGAGGGUAGAUACGCAACUGCCUUGUACUCAGGAGCCAGUAAGAAUAAAGUACUCGACGCCGUCGAGAAAGAUUUGGUCAAAAUACAGAAUAACUUAAAGACCGAUGUAAAAUUCCGCGAUUUCAUUGCCAAUCCAACAUUCAAGCGCUCAAUUAAAUCAAAUGCAUUGAAGGAAGCCAGCAGCAAGCUGCAAAUGGCUCCAGCUACUUCUAACUUGUUGGAGUUACUUGCUGAGAAUGGACGUUUAAAUAAACUGGAAGGUGUUAUCAACGCUUAUAAAGUUAUGAUGUCUGCUCAUCGUGGAGAGGUUCCAUGUGAAGUUACAACAGCUAAACCUUUAGAUGAGAAUCAACGAAAACAACUUGAAAGCACUUUAAGAGGAUUCUUAAAACCCAAAGAAAACUUAUUACUAACCCUUAAAGUUAAUCCCUCAAUCUUGGGUGGAAUGGUCGUAUCAAUUGGAGAUCGUUAUGUUGAUAUGAGUGUUGCCAGUAAAGUAAAGCUGUACACUGAAAUUAUUUCAACACCUGUUUAAAAUAAACUUUGUCAAAAAUAGAAGAAAAUGAAAUGUUCAUGUUGUAUGCAAUUUUAACUAACAUCUGUAUAUUAUUUAUAUAGUCAAUAAAUAAUUGAUUGUACAUUA